AUGAAACGAGCAACAACUAAUGAAUGUUGUGUCUCAUCGAAAAUAAACGUCGGUGCAAAAAAGGCGAACAAUGGCCGAGAUUUCUUCCGACGAUUGGCGACUGAAGAUGAUGCGUAUAAACUGAUCACUCCUGAGAAUAUGUGUAAUUUAAUGCACUUUUUUAUCCAACAGGCGUCAUUAAACAACAAAUCGAUAACAUUUACAAAAGGAAUGUUUGUUGUAUUCGAUUCAACGAAUAAGAUCUUUGAGAAGUUUAUGGAAGCGAAAGCCCAACAAAAGUCCGGUGACGGAGCUAAACAUGCUGGAUAUCUCAAGCGUUUGAAACAUAUGGGCUCUCAAGCUAUUCAUUCUUUAAUUAAAUCUUCGAAAAAAUCACAAUUAGUCGAGUCGGACACGUUUAUUUAUGUUCGUGGUGAUGAAAGCUCCCAUUUUCAUAGUGAACGUGGUUCGAAAUGGGAUCGAACACGCGAAUAUCCAGCUUAUGGAAUGGAUAUCCCCGGUGCUUGUUUACCAAGUGGCUUUGGUCACAUACUUUUCGGUGAACUUCCAGCUAUUCAUAGUGAUGGCAAGUAUGCUGGUGAGCGCAUUUACAUUAAACCAGAGUUCUUCGGCAUUCGACAAUUGAAAGAUUUUGUUAAACAUACGCAAAACUACUUCUCUCAUGUUUCACGACGAUACGUAUGUCAAUUGAAAGAUAUGCAAACGAAACCAGGCUGUUCGAAGGAGGAAGCAUUUCGUGAAAACAUCGAUAAGAAGUUUUUGGAUCUUUGGAAGAAAGUUCUAAUGACUAUUCCGACGAUUUGGAAUGUUGAUGAUCAAUAUAUGAAAAAUGCGACGAAAUUCGGCAUCGGAGAAAUUUAUCGACAAGUAAAUGAAUUGAAAGCAAGCGGCUACGAUGCAAAAGUCAAAGAUUUUCGUGAAAAAAUGCUAAAACAAUAUGGUGAAGAUGAUAUUACUGUACGAAAAGGACGGGAGAUAAUUUUUACAACGAAGAAGUUGCUUGAAAGUCCAUUAACAUGUGAAUUAUUAAGCAAAAUUAUCAAGAUUUGUCGAUGA
Messenger RNA from Adineta ricciae, 1056 nucleotides. The record is from the annotation of a GenBank genome assembly. NCBI's taxonomy places the organism in Eukaryota, Metazoa, Rotifera, Eurotatoria, Adinetida, Adinetidae.